Molecule: messenger RNA, 1335 nt
Organism: Penicillium antarcticum
Lineage: Eukaryota; Fungi; Ascomycota; Eurotiomycetes; Eurotiales; Aspergillaceae
Product: putative monooxygenase
Exons: 2
Coding region: 1-1335 (444 amino acids)
Biological process (GO): secondary metabolite biosynthetic process
Molecular function (GO): monooxygenase activity; FAD binding
Source: RefSeq, a predicted model, not a curated record
AUGACGAAAGAACCUCAAGAUUUGCAGAUCGCCAUCCUGGGGGCAGGCAUGGGCGGCUUGACUUCUGCUCUGGCGCUAGCCCAGCAGGGAUUUAAGAAUAUUCAUGUCUAUGAGAAUGCCAGCGACCUCGGCUUUGUCGGGGCUGGUAUUCAACUGGCGCCAAACAUGGCCCGUGUUUUGGACGGACUUGGUGUCUGGAAGGGUAUUGAGGCGGAAGCUGUGAAUAUUGAAGAUACAUCAGUCAGAGAGGGCGCCACGGAUAAGGAACAUGCCUAUGUGGAUCUGCGCUAUAUUGAAAAAACCUACGGAUAUAAGCACAUGGUUGGACACCGUGCAUCACUUGCCAAUGGCUUGUACGAGGGCUGCAAGAAGCACUCCUCCAUCAAGUUCCACUUUGGAAUCAAUGCGGACAACGUGGACUCCUUCGGCCCUCGCCCAUCAUUCACGGCUAACCCCCGUGCCGAGGGUGCCGCUCCUUUCAAGGUGGAAUGCGAUGUACUUCUCGCCGCCGAUGGUAUCAAGAGUGUAACCCGCGUUGAGAUGCUGAAACGGUUGGGCGUCGAUGUCGGUGUCAAGGACACCCAGCAAGCAGCCUACCGUAUCAUGAUCCACAAGGACCAGAUCAAGGACGACCCGGAGCUGCUAGCUCUUAUCAACAGCAAUCGUGUAACCCGCUGGAUUGGUGCAAAGCGUCACAUCAUCGCCUACGCCGUCUCCAACAACACCAUCUACAACCUCUCCACCACCCAGCCCGAUACCAACUUCGCUGCCGCCACUAACGCCACUUACACGACCAAGGGUUCCAAGCCCGCGAUGAUGGGCGUCUUCUCCGACUUCUGCCCUAUGGUCCAGCGUAUGCUGAACUACGUUCCCGAGGGCGAGGUCUGUGAAUGGAAGCUGCGCGUUCACGACCCUCUCCCCACCUGGGUUCAUGACUCUGUCGCCCUCGUUGGUGACGCCUGCCAUCCUACCCUCCCUCAUCUGGCCCAGGGUGCUGCCCAGGCUAUUGAGGACGGUGCCGUUCUCGGUGUUGUUCUCUCUAAGCUCCCUGAUACCACCCCCGAGUCCAUUAACAAAGCUUUGCGCGUAUACGAGAAGGUCCGCAAGAGCCGUGCUGAGGCUCUGGUUGAGAUGGCUACUGCCUCUGGUCGCGCUCUCCAUUUGGGUGAGGGGGCCGCCAAGGAGGAGCGUGAUAAGCAGUUUGCUGCUCUCCGUGCUGGCAAGGGCCCCGUACCAGAUAAGUGGGCUGAUGCUGAUGUCCAGCGUGAGAUCUAUGGCUUUGACUGCACGAAGGUCGCGGCUGAUAACUUCAACGAAUACUUCUCGCAGAUGUAA